ACUUUGUUCAUGAAUGAAGGAGCAAUCAAAUACAGAACAUUAAGUGUAACUGCAUCAUAUCAAACUUCUGUCUAUAGCUCGGAACCUGUGGAGGUUUGACAUUAUGCCCGUGUCUUGCGCCGCUAUUGGGUGCACAAAUCGUUUCAUCAAAGGGUCAGAAAUUCGGUUUUAUCGGUUCCCAAUCAGUAAGCCUCAGUUAGCAGAGCAAUGGGUACGAAGCCUAGGGAGAAAGUCCUUUGUUCCAACUCCCAACUCCUGCCUGUGUUCUGAGCACUUUCAGCCAGACUGUUUCCGCGAUUACAAUGGAAAACAGUUCCUGAGAGAAGAUGCUGUUCCAACUAUAUUUUCUACCUUGCCAAACUCUGGGGGUGAUACUGCAAAAAUUGAACUGCGGAAAAACCGAAGUGGAAUCAUGGUCAAGGAGUCAAAUGAGACCAGCCGCCAGUCAACUUUGUUUAAUGAACGAGACAAAGCUAAACAAAGUGCAAAGGAGAGAAGACAAACUACAAGAGAGACUAGCUCAAAGAAUAGAAACUCAAAUGAUGGAUCCAGGAGAAGAGGAGGGGCCAAGUAUUCAUCCAAUGACAGACAGACCAUCGCGACUAAAAGUAAGGUGUACGACAGCCGCGGUCUGCUGAUCUCCUGUGGUCUGGACCUGUGUGACUGUCUGGACGUGGAUUGCAGGGGCUGUUUCUACCCCUGCCCGGAGUGCGGCUCCCGCAAGUGUGGCGUGGAGUGCCGCUGUGAUAGAAAAUGGCUCUAUGAACAAGUGGAAGUGGAAGGGGGUGAGAUCAUCCGAAAUAAGUAUGCCAGCUAACCAGUCAGGAGGAACAUGGAGGGGGGAGUGGAGUGGACCUUUUUUCAGUUGAUUCCUGGUUGAUUUUGAAGGAGAGAGAAGGGGAGUUAUUGGGACACUGUGUUGGCAAACCAGAAAGACAGUCAUUUACUGGGAGAACAGUUCAUUCCUUCCCGUCUCAAGAGGACUGAUAUGGAAUACUCUGUACCCUGUAGUAUUCAUAGAAAAU
This is a messenger RNA of Chanos chanos (milkfish), 1025 nucleotides long. RefSeq names its product ADP-ribosylation factor-like 14 effector protein (gene arl14ep). The coding region runs from base 104 to 817 and encodes 237 amino acids. NCBI's taxonomy places the organism in Eukaryota, Metazoa, Chordata, Actinopteri, Gonorynchiformes, Chanidae. Gene Ontology annotation, cellular component: intracellular membrane-bounded organelle. The transcript is spliced from 5 exons. The record is from RefSeq and is a predicted model, not a curated record.